AUGGCUCCAGUAUGGUCCCAGUACGGCCCUCUGUAUGGCUUCAGUGUGGUCCCAGUAUGGCUCCACUAUGGUCCCAGUCUGGUCCCAGUCUGGUACCAGUAUCGUCCCAAUGUGGUCCCUGCCUGCUCCCAGUAUGGUCCCAUCUGGCCCCAGUAUGGCUCCAGUAUGGUCCCAGUAUGCCUCCAGUAUGGCUCCAGUAUGGUCCCAGUAUGCCUCCAGUAUGGCUCCAGUAUGGUCCCAGUAUGCCUCCAGUAUGGUCCCAUGGAGCGCCGCCGCCGGGACAAGAUCAACAAUUGGAUUGUGCAGCUCUCCAAGAUCAUCCCAGACUGUGGGGCUGACAACAGCAAGACUGGGGCGAGCAAGGGAGGGAUCCUGUCCAAGGCCUGCGACUACGUGCGGGAGCUGCGGCAGAGCAACCAGCGCCUGCAGGAGGCCUGCAAGGAGGCCGAGCGCCUGCAGCUGGCCAACGAGCUGCUGCGCCAGCAGGUGGAGGAACUGAAGUCGGAGAACUCCCUGCUCAGAGCCCAGCUGCAGCAGAGGGGCCUGGAGGGGACCCCCGAGGGGACCCCCCAGUGACCCCCCCCGGCCCCC
This is a messenger RNA of Dryobates pubescens (Downy woodpecker), 591 nucleotides long. Its product is annotated as upstream stimulatory factor 2-like. Lineage: Eukaryota; Metazoa; Chordata; Aves; Piciformes; Picidae. The record is from RefSeq and is a predicted model, not a curated record. Gene Ontology annotation, biological process: regulation of transcription by RNA polymerase II. The transcript is spliced from 5 exons. Gene Ontology annotation, molecular function: protein dimerization activity; RNA polymerase II cis-regulatory region sequence-specific DNA binding; DNA-binding transcription factor activity, RNA polymerase II-specific. The coding region runs from base 1 to 576 and encodes 191 amino acids.